UGCCGGCCCAUCUAGUAGUUAUUGGAUCACGCGUCCACGACGAACAUAUGGAACAGCCGCAUGCUCCAGUCGCGGCGGAGGCCGGCGCCGGCGCGGCGGCCGCCGGCGACGGUUACACCAUCCGGCCGCUCGAGCUCUCCGACCUCUCCAAGGGCUUCUGCGAGCUUCUCGCACAGCUCUCCCCUUCUCCGCCGCUCUCAGAGGAAGCCUUCCGCGCGCGCUUCGCCGAGCUCGCGGCGCUGGGCGCCGACCACCUGGUCCUCGUCGCGGAGGAAGCCGCGACGGACCGCCUCACCGCCGCGGGGGCGGUUCUGGUGGAGCGCAAGUUCAUCCGGCGCUGCGGCCUCGUGGGCCACCUGGAAGACGUGGUGGUGGACGCGGCCGCGAGGGGGCGGGGUCUCGGGGAGCGGCUCGUGCGCCGCCUCGUGGAGCACGCGAGAGGGAGGGGGUGCUACAAGGUCAUACUGAACUGCACGGCGGAGCUCAAGGGGUUCUACGCCAAGUGCGGCUUCGAGGAGAAGAAUGUCCAGAUGGGGCUCUACUUCUGAUCUAAGGUUCCACUUUAUCUGAUCACACUCCCUGUUUAUGUUGUCUUCGAUUGAUUAGUGGAUUUAUGAUGUGCGAUGGGUAAGAUCUGCAGGUUCGCCUGUUUCUUCAAAUAACUGUUUGUAGUUUCCUAUGUGAGCUAGUGGCCUGUGCUGCUUGUAAUGCAUUACCUCAGCAUAAUUGUGUGAUGUGUGACACGUUUAUCCGGUCCAAUUGUAAUGAAAUGUUAUCAGAAGUUACCUGUACACCCCUUACAGUUCCAAAUGAUCUCGUUGAGUAAAAGUAAUACUGAAUGACGUUUCAAUUU
This is a messenger RNA of Panicum virgatum (switchgrass), 853 nucleotides long. RefSeq names its product glucosamine 6-phosphate N-acetyltransferase 1-like. The transcript has a single exon. Gene Ontology annotation, cellular component: Golgi apparatus; endoplasmic reticulum; endoplasmic reticulum-Golgi intermediate compartment. NCBI's taxonomy places the organism in Eukaryota, Viridiplantae, Streptophyta, Magnoliopsida, Poales, Poaceae. Gene Ontology annotation, molecular function: glucosamine 6-phosphate N-acetyltransferase activity; monosaccharide binding. Gene Ontology annotation, biological process: UDP-N-acetylglucosamine biosynthetic process. The record is from RefSeq and is a predicted model, not a curated record. Bases 48 to 548 code for a protein of 166 amino acids.